Molecule: messenger RNA, 2574 nt
Organism: Heterotrigona itama
Lineage: Eukaryota; Metazoa; Arthropoda; Insecta; Hymenoptera; Apidae
Source: the annotation of a GenBank genome assembly
CUUCUCUCUGAUUUAUGAGAGAAAAAAGGCUUUGUGCAUAACGUGUGAUAAAACGCGAAUUUUUUUUAUUAAAAAAACGGGUUAAGUACGAAGAAAAAUACGUAGGAGAUAUUUUUAGUGUUUUGCCAUUAUUAUUCUGAACGUUUUAUCAUUGUUAUUAGUAUUAAUUUGCAUGCCUGAGGGGAGCAUUCACGUUCUAACCUAUAAAGUCUUGCAAUGAUCGUUGCACUUUAUUUUCUUGCAAGAUCAUCUAUCGUAUAAUUUGAGAAAAAUGCCAAAAAAACCGAGUAAACCAUUACGCGGCGGCCGUGGUGGAAGAUCUGGGAAUUUCGAAGACAGACACUAUUUUGGUCAUGAUUAUCGUGUACCUAGAAACGAUGGUAAUUCAUAUCAUACCCAUAACAGACCCAGAGUAUCAUUCAAAACACAGGCAAGACCAGCAAGAGAUGUACCUAGGAGUUUGGCACUAGCAUGCUUAGAUGAAGAUGUACAAAUGGCAACAAGUUCUAAUAAUAAUAAUAGGCAGGUUAUAAUGACAGGGAGAAAUAGGGGCAUGCAACGUGGAAGAAACAGUCCAGUUCCCAAUAGGAGACCCUUUAGAAUGGGUUUGGUACCUAGGCUCAAACGACUUCCUCUUGGGGAACCUAGUUGGUAUAAAAUUACUUAUAAGGUGUUUGGAAAUGAAGCCAAUUUUUAUGUGGAUGAUAAUAAAGUAGCAGUUGCGUUACUUGACUGCGAUCGUAAAAUUACAACUACCGAUGGGUACAAAUUGUUAAUAAAAGUUACAAAACCACCAUUUCCUCAGUGUGAAAUUGAUGCAAAACUGAAAGAAAGAUUAAAACAAGCCAUGGCGAAACGAUAUGUACAUGCGACAAAUGCACUAGAUUUGUCAAGAUUUCACAGAGAUCCUGAUCUUAUUUCUGACUAUUUUUGUGCAUUGUUCCGGCCUCAAAUUUUAAAAGCAGUAUUGGACAUUGUAUCAGAACAUAUACCAGAUUUAGAGGCACUAAAUUUAGAUGGAAAUAAAUUGCAGAUAAUUGAAAGAUUAAGCAUCUUGAAUCAAAAAUUUUUAAAAUUAAAGAUACUGUAUAUUGGAGAUAAUAGGAUAAAUGAUGUGAAUCAAAUAGAUACUAUUAAAGAUUUGAAGUUGGAGGAGCUCAAACUGGCAGGGAAUCCGAUAUGCAACAAGUAUAAAUCCCGACAAAAUGAUUAUAUUAGGACGGUAUGGAUCUUCCAAAACCAAUAUUGUUCGAUGUAGUGGAUGAAGGAAAUAAAAUGCCACCCUUUCAAAGGAUGUUUGUUGCAAAUGCAAAAGCGCAACAAGUUGCGAGUCAAUUUUUGCAACAAUACUUUCUCAUAUUUGAUAGUGAGAAUCGUGAACCAUUGCUAGAUGCGUAUGUCGAACACGCGUGUUUCAGUAUGACUGUGUUUUAUCCUCACAACCCUCACAACCCAAACAAAUUGAAUGGUUACCUGAUGGAAAAUAGGAACUUGUACAGAAUAAAUGAUACAAACAAAAGACAAAAAUUAUUAAAACAGGGACGUUUGCCUGUAGUUUCAUUUAUUUCUGAAAUGCCACAAACUUCUCACUAUCUAAACACAUUUACGAUGGACAUCAGUUUGAUUACGGAUGGAAUAAUGUUGAUUACAGUCACAGGAUUAUUUAAAGAGCUUGACAAGAAAGAACAGUCUAUCCGUUACUUUAAUCGGACCUUCAUGAUAAUUCCGGAAGGAAGUGGUUAUUGUAUUCGAAAUGAGCAAUUACAUAUCACUCAGCCGACAGAUGCACAGUUAAAACAACUGAACAGUCAAUCAGAAGCACAAAUGACAGAUCCAGGAUCACAGACUUCAUCAAUUAGCGGCACUACAGAACCAUUACCAGUACAAUUGUCUGAAGAUGUAAAACAGCAAAUGACGAUGACGCUUAGUCAACAAACAAACAUGAAUUUAGAAUGGAGUUUGAAAUGUUUAGAAGAAGUGUCAUGGAAUUACGAUAAUGCGCUUUCAGCGUUUCAAGAGUUUUACAAGCGGGGACAAAUACCGGCAGAAGCAUUUAAUAAAUAAAAAUACUCUACACGAAGAAGUAAAAUGUAGAGGUACUUUUAUUCAUUUUUCGUUCUUGUUGCAUGUGUCUUUUAUAUUGCAAUGUAAGUAGAGAUGCAAGUUUUGCUGGUUAUUUUGUUUUUCCUUUUAAGAAAGAUGUUAAUCUCAACAGGCAGUAAUCAUUCAUUAUGAGUUGCAAAUUAAUAUCGAAUUUUUUUUUAUUUUAUUUCGUAAUUAUGUUAAAUUAUUAGUUACUAUUUGGUACAUUUACAACAAAUAAAAAGAAGAUUGGUGUAAAAUACUGAAAGGAAACAACAAUCUUUUCUACGAAACAAUGUAUUUAACAACAAACUUCUUUUUGUUAAUGAAAUGCAUAAUGUUUUUAUCUUUAAGGAACAUAAAAUAUAUAAUUUUGAUUUUGAAAAAAUCAAAUAACUGCCUUUUGAAAUUAGAAUUUAAUAAUAAUUCAUAAGUUCAAAAAAUGUUCACAGAAAAGUAAUAUUAAAACACGAUUUUUUUUUUUUUUUUUUU